Prorocentrum cordatum is the source of this 730-nucleotide messenger RNA. The record is from the annotation of a GenBank genome assembly. Lineage: Eukaryota; Dinophyceae; Prorocentrales; Prorocentraceae.
GGGGAGGUCAUCAGCACCCUGCCUGUAAUGAGAGACUGGCUCAUCUGAAGGGUCUGGGAUUUACCUUGUUUCCUCUCUUCUUUGCCGUCCUCAGUUUUCUCCCCUCUCCCCGACCCGUCCUUGAUCCGCAUGCCCCCACACCACAUCCCUCCCUGUCUGUUCCCAGGGAGAGGAACACAGGAGGUCGAAAUGGGUGCGGACGAGGGGGCCAUGCGUGCCAGGUGUUCGAGCCCGCCCUGGGGGAGCACAAGCUGGUGUACAAAACGCUCCACGAACAGUUCCAGCAGCUUUUUCUGGACUGACAAGCUGAACGCCUUCCUCGCGUCGAUAGGUCAGCCCAUGGAGGCCUUCGAAGCUGCUUUUGAGAAGAUAGUGAAGAAAGACGCCGGGGCGCAGACCAUGGCGGAGUUGAUGUGGUGUGCGACUACGAGUUCUUCUGUCAGCUCAUGUGCGAGCGAAAGAAGGAGCUUGCCGCACGCGUGCCCUGACAGCGCCUUUUAUUCUCAUCUACUUUCUCUUCACUUCUCCUAUUGCCUGUCCUCUCGUUUUUCUUCUGCUCCUGCUCCAUCUCCCUCGUACCCGCGCCGCACCUGGUGGAUCCCGUCGCUGGACGCCCUCGCUUCCGCGCGGCCCGCCAUGGGGCCUGUGUUGCGCCCGGCGCGCAGAAAGAGUCUGAACCGUUGCGAGGGCGAGGAAGGGGAGGGACUCAAAAUCAUGACAGGAGGGGGAC